AUGGCCACACAAGCCCUUGCCGAUUGGGCUGUCGCCCUCACAUUUACCUCUCUCCCUCCAGAAACCAUCCACGCCGCCAUUCGUAGCUUCUACAAUUGGGCCGGCUGCACCAUCGGCGGCAGCACCCACCCCGCAACCACAAUCGCGCGCACGGCACUCGCCCGCUUCUCUGGCCCGCCUACAUCGCGGCUCCUCGGCGCGCCGGAUGCCCAUGCCGUCGAUGCCAUGAAUGCCGCCCUCCUAAACGGCAUCGCCUCGCACGUCCAUGACUACGAUGACACGCACCUCGACACGAUCAUUCACCCGACCGGCCCCGUCGCCUCUGCACUACUCGCCAUCGCGCAGACCCUGGACCGCCCCAUUUCCGGCUCGGAGUUCCUGACCGCGCUGGUUGUGGGCAUUGAGGCCGAGUGCAAGGUCGGGUUGGCUGUGUGGCCGAGUCACUACGACGUUGGGUGGCACAUCACCGGCACAACAGGCUCCAUCGGGGCCGCCGUUGCCGUUGCCAAGCUUCUCGGCUUGAGCGCGGGCCAAACGGCCCAUGCUAUCGGGAUCGCGGCGACGCAGGUCACCGGGUUACGAGAGAUGUUCGGUUCGCAUACGAAGUCAUUCCACGCGGGACGGGCAGCGCAGAACGGGCUGCUGGCGGCGGUUCUAGCGGAGCAGGAGUAUACGAGUUCAGUGCAGGCGCUGGAGGCGAAGCGCGGGUGGGCGAGUGUGGUAAGUGCGGCGCAUGAUCUGGAGGCGCAGAUGGCGACGCUGGGGGCGGCGGGGCGGUGGGAGAUUGAGCGCAACGCGUUUAAGCCGUUUCCAUGUGGGAUUGUCGUGCAUCCGGUGAUUGAUGGCUUAAACCAAGUGCGGGAGAUUGAGGCGCGGGUGCAUCCAUUGGUGGUGGAGUUGACAGGAAAGACGGCGCCAAAGGAUGGCCUGGAAGGCAAAUUUAGUGUGUAUCACGGCGGGGCAGUUGGGGUGUUGUUUGGGAAGGCCACGCCAGCGCAGUAUGAGGAUGAAGUGGUCGCGGACCCGCGGGUUGUGUCUGUGAGGGAGCGGAUCACAGUGACGGUGGAUACGACGAUUCGUUCCGAUGAAUGCCAUUUGGUUGUGCGAGUGGAUGGAGAGGAGGGAAGAGGAGAGAUGGUUAUCGAAAAGCAUGUAGAUCAUGCUGUGGGGAGUUUGGAGCGGCCGAUGACCGAUGAACAGUUGAAGACGAAGUUCAAAGAUCAAUGUGCCUCUAUUCUAGGUCAAGAACGGACAGAGAAAGCCAGUCAGUGGUGCUGGAGUCUUGACAAGGCUGUUGACAUCAGGCAAAUCAAGGAUAUACUCUAG
Molecule: messenger RNA, 1326 nt
Organism: Penicillium macrosclerotiorum
Lineage: Eukaryota; Fungi; Ascomycota; Eurotiomycetes; Eurotiales; Aspergillaceae
Product: MmgE/PrpD family protein
Exons: 3
Coding region: 1-1326 (441 amino acids)
Molecular function (GO): lyase activity
Source: RefSeq, a predicted model, not a curated record